GCUGCUGAGCUCUGAGCACAGGCAGGCAAGGGACUGGGGAGGGAGCUGCCUUCCAAAGACUCACUCCAAACGGCACAGCAUCCCAGAGAACCCUUCAGGGACCCUCUCCCCAAGACAACCGUCACCAGGAGCGAACCGGAGGGACGAGUCCUGGGAGGAUCCACGAGAUACCUGAGACCCGCCAGCAACUGAGGGAAGGCCAGAAAUUGGAGGGGGAUCGAUUUAAUUCCGACACCUUGGUGACGUGCAUCCAGCUGCUGACACGGAGAUCAACUGCGAUGCCCCAGGUAAACCAGAUCUAGCGAUCAGAGCCAAGAGCCAUUCCACCCCAGCCAGAAUUUUCCUCCACCUCCAAGAAAAAGACCUCCUACCACCAGGAAGCAUCCUGCAUCCCACUACGGAGGCCGCCACCCGCACCUGUCAUCCUUCGCUGGGAGUCUUCCUGACCUGGUUCUUCUGUCGGCAGUUUAGCUCACCUAUGUGGAUGUCCAGUAGGUAGGUUCCUAAUUCAGCCAGAAUUGUCUCUGUUUGAACCUGCCAAGAGGGUUCUGCUUUUGGUUCUUCGAAAACUAACAGCCAAACUUUCGUACGACAUAUAUAGACGGCUGCAUUAAAAUUCUAGCACCUUCACGGAAAAUGAAUGAUGCUUCUGCUUCGUGUAAAACGUGCUGCAAUGCAUCCUGGAAAGAUAAUUCCUUCAGAUCGCUUAGAAAAGUUGCUUAGUUACCUCUGAGGAACUUGGUUAAGAACUGCAAUAACUCUGGGGUCCUCAUAAACAGUCCUUUGUGUAAUUUGCAGCUGGAGGAAAAAAGGAAACGAAUCAGGUUUGAAAGCUUGAAAGAGUUUGGCCAGGGGACUCUGAGCCCCAGAAGCACUAGGAAACCAUUUCCAUUUUUAUGAACAAGCUUCAAGCUUUUUUUUUCUUAAUUUCCCAUAAGUCUUCACACCUUAGUUUAUUUUUUAACAAAACAUUUCAAUUCACCAGUUCUUGAUUUCAAAGCCCAUCAGUGAAUGGGCUGCUUGUGAUACAUCUCUCUUGCCCCUACCUUCCCUCCCCACCCCACCCGGUUAAAAACCUCAGACUCUACUCUUGAAAAGAGCAAUAUUAAAAGGAAGAAAAAGGAAAAACAGAAGAGGAGAGUGAGGGAGAGAGAGACAAGAGGAGAACCUAAGAAAAGCAAGGAAAUGCAACUCUCCCCCGGGUUCCUUCACGGGAAGGAGCCACUAGGAGCCAUUGUCCUGCUCGGUGUCCUCGGGCUCCUGUGUGACCUGGGCAGCAGUAGCUUCCUUCGAAACCAUCUCCAUCCCUCCAGCUUCUUGCAAAGAAGACUAAGUGGUCGGGAGAAGCGGGAAAUGCAGCGGGAAAUCCUGUCCAUUCUAGGCUUGCCUGGCAGGCCGCGGCCCAAAGCCCCCUCUGGGGGCAAACCGCCUUCCUCGGCCCCGCUAUUCAUGCUGGACCUAUACCACGCCAUGGCCAGCGAGGAAGAAGAUGGAGAGGUUGGGGGUGAAACCGAGGUGGCUUGGAGCAGAGGAGUCUCCAGACCUGUUCUGACCAGCUUAAGCACUCAGAGUCCUCCCUUGGGAAGAGUCAUCAGUCAUGCAGACAUGGUCAUGAGCUUUGUCAACAUGGUUGAACAUGACCGAGAUAUAUUCUACCAGAAACCCUACUGGAAAGAAUUUAGAUUCGACUUGACCCAAAUUCCAACAGGGGAAUCUGUGACAGCAGCUGAAUUCCGGAUUUACAAGAUGCGAAGUUUCACUCGUCACAUCAACAAAACUCUUCACAUCAGCAUAUAUGAGAUAAUCAAGGAACAAUCUAACAGGGAAUCUGAUUUGUUCCUGUUAGAUAUACAAGAUCUUCGAGCUGGUGAUGAAGGCUGGUUGGUUUUUGAUGUCACAGCAGCCAGCAACCACUGGUUAUUAAAUCGUAAAAAUAACCUUGGACUGCGACUUUAUGUAGAAACUGACGAUGGACAGAGUGUGGAUCCCGGAUUAGCUGGACUCUUAGGUCGGCAAGGCCCACGUUCCAAGCAACCUUUUAUGGUCACUUUUUUCAGGGCAAACCAGAAUCCAAUCCGAGCUACUCGGGCAGUCAAACACCUGAAGAAGAGACAGCCAAAAAAGACAAAUGACUUACCACACCCAAACAAACUCCCAGGAAUUUUUGAUGAUAUUCAUUCUACUGAUGGCAGGCAAGUUUGCCGAAGGCAUGAGCUCUAUGUUAGCUUUCAGGACCUAGGAUGGCUGGAUUGGGUCAUUGCACCCCAAGGAUAUUCUGCCUAUUACUGUGAAGGAGAAUGUGCUUUUCCUCUAGAUUCUUGCAUGAAUGCAACCAAUCACGCCAUCCUGCAGUCACUGGUUCACCUGAUGAAGCCUGAAACCGUCCCCAAGGCCUGUUGUGCUCCCACAAAACUUAGCGCAACUUCGGUCCUUUAUUACGACAACAACAACAACGUUAUCCUCAAAAAGCACCGAAAUAUGGUUGUUAAAUCAUGUGGCUGUCACUGAAAGUCUCCGAGGAAACGUGAGCUGCAUUUUUAGGAAAAAAACAUUUUAACAGGUCUGAAUCACAGGUAAUUGUUGCCAAAAUACAGAACGGGGAAACCUCUAGUUAUAAAUAAAAGGCAUGUAAAACUACCUUUCCAUUCUUAAUGCAACUAUAUACCAUUGGGGGAUUUGUGUCUAUCAUAAAUGUUGUUUAUGACCAUUAGCUUCUGUUACAAGGCUUUUGGCUAUCUUGUUACUGGACUCUUAUUAUUGUUGGAUUCAUAACUGGACCAAGAUAAGUGAUACUUUUUGUACUCAAAUCUAGCAGAACAGUCACUGAUUUCAAAGAAAGUAAACACAACAUGAACUUGGUUCUCAUAUUUUGGAGAGUAAAUUCUGUUCUAUGAAAUUAUAUGGGGCAGGAGUGUUGAGAACACACAGGUCCUAUAUAUAUGAAUUUAUACACACUUCAAAGUAGGAGAAUACAGAGAGAGAGAGAGAGAACAGUUGAUCCAUACUCGUAAAAACUGCAAGAAGCAUCCAAACUGAAACCAGGGUGUUCAUUAAAGUAUAAUGUUCUUCUAACAGGACAUCUCUAUUACUGUGACUAAACAAGCUUUGAGUAGCUGACUAUUAUCAAGUUUAUUCUCUGUGGCAGUUCAAAUUCAGUAUUCAACUAUCCUCUAAUCAUCCCACUGUUAAAGCAAAUCACGAGGCAGAGUGCAACAAAUGUCACAUAAUUGUGUUAAAUGAAAAUACACUGUGUGGAUUGAAGCAUUAUUUUCUGUCUAAAUGCACAGUAUCUGUGGUUCAUGAAAAUUAAAGUAUAUUUACGUGUGCGUGGGUAUAUAUCUUGAUACACAUGCAUAUACAUUUGUAUAUAUUAAGUUAUGAUUUGCGGCAUUGGCAUUAGCAGUCUCUCCAAUAAAGUGACAACAUUUUCAAAGUU
Ornithorhynchus anatinus (platypus) is the source of this 3436-nucleotide messenger RNA. Its product is annotated as bone morphogenetic protein 8A-like. Gene Ontology annotation, biological process: SMAD protein signal transduction. The record is from RefSeq and is a predicted model, not a curated record. The coding region runs from base 1186 to 2508 and encodes 440 amino acids. The transcript is spliced from 7 exons. Gene Ontology annotation, molecular function: growth factor activity; cytokine activity. Gene Ontology annotation, cellular component: extracellular region. Lineage: Eukaryota; Metazoa; Chordata; Mammalia; Monotremata; Ornithorhynchidae.